This is a messenger RNA of Venturia canescens, 2026 nucleotides long. RefSeq names its product PDZ_signaling and DUF4749 domain-containing protein Zasp66 (gene Zasp66). The transcript is spliced from 7 exons. The coding region runs from base 470 to 1369 and encodes 299 amino acids. Gene Ontology annotation, molecular function: muscle alpha-actinin binding; actin binding. The record is from RefSeq and is a predicted model, not a curated record. Gene Ontology annotation, cellular component: adherens junction; filamentous actin; Z disc. Gene Ontology annotation, biological process: actin cytoskeleton organization; muscle structure development. NCBI's taxonomy places the organism in Eukaryota, Metazoa, Arthropoda, Insecta, Hymenoptera, Ichneumonidae.
AAGCAACGAAGAAUACGAAACGGUACGAAAGUUGACAGUACUAGCUGAGGUAUCCUCUCGGUACAUACGAAACAGUGAGAGCCGUAAGACGCCUCUGAAGCUCGGAGGCACACGGUCGCGCGUAAAAUCCGUUAAAUCCGUGUGGCUCGUUCUUUGUUCGGAAGUUCGGAAGCUCAGUCGGUCCCGCACGACCGUGACCACUUGUUCUCUCUCCCAGUGAUAUCUCUUUGUUCUCAAAUUUCGUAACUCGGUGCCGAAGCAUUUUUGAGGCUGAAUAAAGAAGAUAUAUCAAAACGAAGAGGCGGGACUGUGUUAAUUGGAAGAACGUAAAGAAAUAUUGUCGAAAAACAACGAGUUUCGGAGACACAGAAAUUACCGAAAAAUAAAUCUUGCGAAGCAACACACGCACGAAAGCACACGCACACACACACAUUUCACGUUUUUACCCGGUUCGUCGGGCUUGAAAAGUAUGACGAAAAAACACACGGUCGUUGUGAAGCUACGAAGAGAUCGCAAUCGUCCUUGGGGUAUCCGCAUCGCCGGGGGUGCGGAUUUGGGAACACCGAUCAUUGUUACCCGAUCGGAGAAUGAUGCACUUCAGAAGGGUGACGUGAUCAAGAAAAUCGACGAUUACGACGCGCGCGACGUGAGGCACGUGGACGCCCAGUAUCUCCUCCAAAAUUCAGAGUCUGUAAAACUGGUCGUCGAAAGGUCUGAGCCAUCCUGCGAUCGACCAUCGCGCAAUCACACUCCUCAAUCUUCGAUAAUCGAUUCGUUCACCGACCGCAAUGGGGCGUCAUCCCCGUUUAGUUUGCCAAAGUCUCAUCCACCAAAAGCACCGAUUCCUCCGCACGUCGAAGAGUACCGACCUUAUUCUCCCGAUCAUUUCGAACCGGCGCACGAGCAUCUCGACGAAGUUCGCGAAGAGCGAUUUUACUUGUCACAGCCAUACCGCACGACUCCUUUGGUCUUGCCAGGUGCAAAGGUCAAGAAGGAUGCGCCACUUGGAGAAUGUUACCUCCGCCAUCAUCCGAAUCCAAUGAUCAGAGCUUCGCCUCAUCAUUACGAGAUCGCUAAUCCCGAGGUUGCUAUGAAACAAAAAGUUGCGGAAUCAGUUUUGCAGCGCGUCUUGGGACCAAACGAAGUUCCAAAGGUUGUCCAUAAGCAAUUCAAUUCUCCGAUUGGACUCUACUCCGAACAAAAUAUCGCUGACACGAUUAAGUGUCAGACGUCGGCAGUUCCAAUUUUCGUAGAUUUAUCCUUCGUAAAGCAUAGAAAGGAUAUUCAAGAACAAGCGAGAUUGAUGAAAGAGGCCGCGGCCAAGGGAUCUCCGAAGAAUCCGUGGCCCCAAUUCAAUAAGCCGAUAUAGUUGCAUUAGACAAAUUAUAAAUACGAAUAUACAAAGAAAAUGAGAAGAAUAUCCCACCCUUUCGACGACGCACGUUCGACGAGAAUCUUAGUCAUAAUAACCCAUAUACGCUCAUCAUAUUUGUUCAUCGCAACAGUUAUUAUUUAACACAUACACAAAAGAAUCGAGAACGGUUGAGUUGUCUCGAUACUUCCGAAAAAAUGCAUUGAUUUUUCGCAAAAAGAGGCCGCGGCUGUCGUUUUCUACUGGAUGAUUAUCUGCUCCGAUUUUUCUCACAUUUUAGCUUGAUCGCCUCGUGACAUUUAAAAAAAGACACAUGGAGCAUGGAGUACAUCGGUAUUUGCGAACAAAGCUCUAUCGUUAACUAAGGAAAGGUGCCUCAGUCUCGACUUCCGAUUUCGUUGAUUCAAUCCCUUAGAAAUCAAUUCGAGUCCACGAAAAAAAUUUGUGUCUCUUAUCUUUCGAUGUUUACGUGUAAAAAAAAUUAUCAAGAUCGGAGGCGGACAGCUUUCCUUGUAAAUGGCAAUGUAGAAAAGGGAGAGAAAAAUCGUCGAACAGGAAAACGAAAUGAGUCGGGAAAAUUUAACACGACGAAAACAAAAUGUAAAAAAACUUCGAUGUAAAAAUCGAGAAUAAUAUAAUAGUGCAUGAGUAGAA